CCCCUCUAGCUUCCUCUCCUUGCCAUCCCCUGCGUCUUCUCCGCCAAAAUCUCAGCGCCUCCCUUUCGUUCUGGAUCAGAAAGAUUGUAGCUGUCCUUGCUGCUCAAUGAAAGCUUUUGUUUAUUAUGGAAUCGCGAUUUUUCAGGAGAUUGCUUUCUUCGAUGUUACUCGAACGGGAGAAAUCUUAAGUAGGUUGUCGGAAGAUACACAGAUCAUAAAGAAUGCCGCAACUACCAAUGUUUCUGAGGCCAUGAAGAACCUAGCAACAGCACUUAUGGGUCUCAGCUUCAUGUUUGCAACAUCUUGGAAGUUAACAUUGUUGGCUUUGGCUGUUGUGCCUGUAAUUUCUGUUGCUGUCUGUAAAUUUAGGCAUUUGCUGCGUGAACUAUCUCACAAAAUUCAAACUGCAGCUGCAGUAGCAUCUUCAAUUGCUGAGAAAGUCGUUGGACUCUUUUCUGGAGGCUUUAAUGCAGCGUCCACACUUUCUGUUAUCGUAGCAGUGGGAUCUUCUAUAUCUUCUAUAUCUUUUUUGUUAAUCACAACCUGUCUAAUAAGACUAAAUGGCUACCGGAAACCUGGUUUGAUUGCAUUGUUUGAUGUUGAUGUCACUCUUAUAGCCCCAAGGAAGGUAUUUGUUCUUCUUGAGCCAAUGGCAUUAGUAUUGUAUAGAUAAAAAUAUAUAUAUUAAUGGAACAAUUUGAUGUGGUCUGAGUCACAUUUAUUGUUUACAAGUAGUUUAAGGUUACUAAUUUUACUUGCGCCCUCAGCGCUAAGCUUAGAGGUAAAUUUGAUUUUGGUCCACUCUUCUAUUUUACUUGCGAUUAAAAUGGAAGCUUCACUUCUAAUUAAGAAGCUAUAGACUCUACACUAUGACAUAUUAUUAUAUCUUAAUUUAACAUUAUAAAUUUGUUUCUCUCUUAUUCUGAAUUAAUAUGAAUAUGAUAUGAUUCUUUCGGCUUGGUGUAUAUCUAGAAUAAAAAUGUAUAAAAGAAAAGUCGUGAUGCUUUUCUUUUCGCUGAAUGAAUGAUUUAUUGAAUUUAAUAUAUAAUAAGUACAAGCUAAUGUCACGGCCUUGGACACACUCCAACGCUACCGUGCCGGCACUCGGACUUACUCAACCUCUUGAGCUAAGACCAAGUCAGCCUAACCCUCAAUACUUAGCAAGAAAGCUAAGAACACAAGAGAACACAAGAGAAAGGAAGCUUUGGUGGAAAGAACACUUUAUUACUCAAGUAUUGGUUACAAAUGAUUCACACACCUUACACUAACUCUUACCUCCUAUUUAUAGCCAUCCACCUCCUCAAUGGAUGGUUAAGAUCAAAUCUAAUCAACGGUCCAGAUUAAUCCUCCAGAAUCUUCUUUACAAAUAUCUAUCCUACCACAACUUUCCAAUUGUUUCUAGAUUAUUCCAUACCACUCUUUAUACUUCUAUAUACAUCUACACUCUUCUAGAAUACUCUAUGAUCUUCUAGAGUCUUCUAGAACCUUCUAGGAUAUUCCAGGACCUUCUAGGACAUUUUAGAACGUUCCGGAACCAUCUAGAGUAUUCUCAAACACUCCAGAAAACUAUUCAAACACUGUUAAAUCUAACCUUCUAAAAUUUUCCGUGACACUAAGCUUGAAUAUAUAUGAUUUGAAGUGGCAUGAAAGUCACUCAAAGUAAUGAUAUUCUGAAAGGGUGCAGCUGUAUAAACAAGACCAAGUUGAAAAAGUAUAUUCAUAUCAUAUGCCAUAUAUAUUCAAUUUCACUCUCACUCAAUAUUAUUAGUUUAAUUUUGCCUCUACUAUAUAAAAUACAAUACAAAGGACAUGAGAGAAUGAAAAAAAAAACUACUUAAUGUACACCGUCAAUUUUUUUUUUUACUUUUUUCCUAUAAUUUUGACAUGAGUGAUAUUUCAUUAUUAUCUGAAUUUUAAUUGGAAGGUGACACAAUUUGCAAUACACAAAUGAAAGCUAUAAAAUUCAAGGUGUCUAUGGAAAGCAUUAUUUUUCUCUUAAUAAUUGUUUCUCUUUUUCUUUGAAAAGAUACCUCCAAAACCAAUGAGUGGAAUAAGUGGCUUGAUCUUAUUCUUCUUCUUCUCACUCCCAAUUGAAUGGUGCCUCUUCAAUUUUUCAACUUCAAGUGUAAGCG
This is a messenger RNA of Arachis ipaensis, 2132 nucleotides long. NCBI's taxonomy places the organism in Eukaryota, Viridiplantae, Streptophyta, Magnoliopsida, Fabales, Fabaceae. The record is from RefSeq and is a predicted model, not a curated record.